This is a messenger RNA of Salvelinus sp. IW2-2015, 6389 nucleotides long. Its product is annotated as transcription initiation factor TFIID subunit 4. Gene Ontology annotation, cellular component: transcription factor TFIID complex. The record is from RefSeq and is a predicted model, not a curated record. The coding region runs from base 44 to 3046 and encodes 1000 amino acids. Gene Ontology annotation, molecular function: RNA polymerase II general transcription initiation factor activity; DNA binding; protein heterodimerization activity. Gene Ontology annotation, biological process: DNA-templated transcription; transcription initiation at RNA polymerase II promoter. The transcript is spliced from 15 exons. Lineage: Eukaryota; Metazoa; Chordata; Actinopteri; Salmoniformes; Salmonidae.
GUACAUUCUAAAUUACGAUUUGCACAACGGUCUAUCAUCAAAGAUGGCGGGAGCCUCCGACCCACUGGAGGACAUGCUCUUCAAUGAGGUAGACGAAAAAGCUGUAAGCGACUUAGUGGGCUCUUUGGAAUCGCAACUUGUCAGCCAAAAGACUUCGCCCGCCACAUAUUCUAAUAUCAAGCGAGAAGGAUCUACGGGCGCUGUUAGCCAGUUCUCAGGGAAACUGCGUGAUCAAGCGGGGUCUCUGGAGCCGCCACAACAAGGACACCCAAAAGCGGCGUUAAACGCGGAACCCAUCGCGAAUCAGGCGAUGUCCAAUAAGAUUAUCAGCGCUUCUACCUCUUCCAUCACUACUGGGGGUGUUUUAAACGCUGGUACCAAUCUACAAACAUAUGGAGCCGCAUCUCAAACCAUUUCCACCGCACCACCAGGAUCGGUAACUUUGCCUGCUCAGUCGACUAGCUUCAACAGAGGGACUGUUUUGGGUCCUGCUGGCACAUCGGUGGUGACUGUUCCCAAUCCAAACAUCACAACAACAACAACAACAACAACAACUAUCAGGACUGUUUCACCUGGUUUACAGAGUUUGAACGGUAACACUGGAGCUGUGAAGUUGGUCAACUCGCCAGCAGCUUCCCAAGUCGGGUCAGGCAGCAGCACUGUUGUAAGUACUGUCAGUGCGGGCAAUUCCAAUAUCAUUGUGUCCAUGACUUCACAACCUCCUUCUCUGCCAAACUUUACUGGACCUCAACAAUCUGCAGUGGCUACUACUCCCACUAUUGCAUUGCAAAGACAGCCCAGCCCCAUGGCCAUUGCCUCACAGAAUGGAGUAAUAGACCCCAAGGUUUCUGCAGUGGUCACACAGGGUGCAGGUUCCCUAGGGGCCACCACCUCUCAGGUCAUGAACCACAGCAACACUCUCAUGCACACUAAAAUGGUGGCACCCAACCAGCCAGUCUCUGCUGGCCAAUCAAUAAUUCUCGGAGGGUCUCCCCCUCCUGUUGUUGUUAACUCACCAAUAAGCCAGCCACAGAGUGUGGCGAGUCCCACUCUCACAGCUGGGGUGAAACCAACUGUUAAUGGAGUUGGUCAGCCCACAGUGACCAUCGUGAGGCCCCCCGGUGCUCCUGUGAUGGCUACCCCCGUACAGCAGCAGAGACCUGGGCUGUUAGCAAGUACCACGAGGACUGCUGCACCACAGCUGGCCGUCAGACCACCACAAAAGACCACCAUUCAGUUACCCCCUGGAUUUACCAUACCACCCGGUAUGGUGCUGGUGCGUACGGACACGGGCCAGCUAGUGAUGGUGACUCAGCAGGUUCUAGCCCAGGCCCAGGCUAAGACCCAACAAGGCCAGGCUGCUGUCUCCAACAUCUCCCCCCAGCCUGGAAUCCCCACCGCUGGGGCCAACAUCAGAGUUAGCACUCCCAGCCAGGCCCCUGGUACGCCCCAGGCUGUCCGUCUGGCGUCCCCUUUCCAGGCAAGAAUGGCCCAGUCCCCCUCUCCCUCUAGCCCUGCUAUACAGAAGGCCAUAACCGUGGCACCUGCGGGUGCGUCUGUGUCAGUGAAAAUGACCACCCCUCAGAAGGCCCAGUCUGUGAUCACAGGGGGCCAGGCCUUGGUCAAGCCUGGUGCUGUACGGCCCACUAUCACCCUGAACACUGCAGSAGCCAGUGCCUCUGGAGCCCCUAUUGCAACAGUCUCCCAGGAAAUGCAAGAGAAUGUGAAGAAGUGCAAGAACUUCCUGUCCACCCUGAUCAAGCUGGCGUCCCACAACUCCCCCUCCCCUGACACAUCUAAGAACGUCAAGACCCUGGUGCAGGAUCUACUGGAUGCUAAAAUCGAGCCUGAGGAAUUCACCACGAGUCUGCAGGCUGAGCUGAAAUCCUCUCCACAGCCGUACCUCAUCCCCUUCCUCAAGAAAAGCCUCCCUGCCCUGCGGCUGUCCCUUCUCAACAACCAGCAGUCUCUUCUGGCCUCCACCUCCGCUUCUGCCCUGGCCGUCCCCUCCACCUCCACCAUCAGGCCCCGGCUCCCCACCACCAUCAGCCCCGCCACGGGCAUCGUCAGGACACCUACCACUGCCCUGGGUGUGAGAAGACCAGGGGUCCAGGGGGUCCAGACCCGUAUGCCCAUGGUCAUCACUCAGACCAUACGACCGCAAGGCGUAGUUACAAGAGGACCCACUAUUAUCCCAGGCAGAAGUCCUGUGGGCAUUGGUGCCCAGGCCUCUGCCAAUCAGAAGAAGCUGAAUGAGCCUGGAGGUGGGACGUUCAGAGAUGACGAUGACAUCAAUGACGUGGCGUCCAUGGCGGGGGUAAACCUGAACGAGGAAAACGCCCGCAUCAUGGCCACCAACUCUGAGCUGGUGGGCACCAAGAUCCGCUCCUGUAAGGACGAGGCCUUCCUCCCGCCAGGUCUGCUGCACAGACGCAUCAUGGAGGCUGCCAAGAGGUUUGGGGUGACCGAGGUCCCAGCUGAGACAGUGAACUACAUCUCCCAUGCUACCCAGGCCAGGCUGAGAUCCAUGCUGGAGAAAGUGUCCACUAUCGCCCAGCACCGCACCGACGGGGGCAAGGAUGAGGAAUGGUAUGAGCCGUCGACAGACGUCAGGGCCCAGCUCCGCUUUUUUGAGCAGCUGGAAAGGAUGGAGAAACAGAGGAAGGACGAACAGGAGAGAGAGGUCCUACUCAAGGCUGCCAAGAGUCGCGCCAGACAGGAGGACCCAGAACAAGCUCGGUUGAAGGCGAAAGCUAAGGAGAUGCAGCAGGCAGAGCAGGCCCAGAUCCGACAGCGUGAAGCCAACCUCACUGCCCUGGCUGCCAUCGGGCCCCGUAAGAAACGCAAGAUGGACUCGCCAGGGGGCUCCACAUCGGGCACAGAGGUUGCUUCGGGUUCAGGGGAUGGCUCUUCCACAGCUGCCUCCUCCCGUCAACAGSUCCGUCAGCGGAUCACGCGAGUCAACCUCAGGGACUUUAUCUUCUGCCUGGAGCAGGAGAGGGCCACAUCCAGGUCCUUAUUGCUUUAUAAGGCUCUCCUGAAGUAGUGAAGUCCCCCAGGGUUCAGUACUCAGCACAUUACAAAUCCUUACGGUUCUUCACAGCUCUCCUAAAGUAUGACGUCCUACAGGGUUUAGUACUCAGCCGGCCCGUUAUAAAUCCAUAAGGUUCUCUAGUCGACCCAAUACAAAUCUUUACUGUUCUACACAACUCUCCUGAAGUAGGGCGUCCACAAUGGUUCUGUACUCGACCUGAUGCAAAUCCUUACUACUCGAUAAGGCUCUCCUAACAUAGGGGUAACACAGGGCUCUGUACUGUGCCCAUAACACAUUUGCGAUAAGUAAAGUUUCCCCUUUGCCCCCAUCUCUACACAUGCCUUCAUUCCCAUACCACAUUAUCAUAUAGCCCCCCAUCUCUACACACACCCUCAUUCCCAUACCACAUUAUCAUAUAACCCCCCCGUCUCUACACACACCCUCAUUCCCAUACCACACUAUCAUAUAUCACCCCCCAUCUCUACACACACCCUCAUUCCCAUACCACACUAUCAUAUAUCACCCCCCAUCUCUACACACACCCUCAUUCCCAUACCACACUAUCAUAUAUCACCCCUUGCAUCUGAAGCUAAGCAACCCCACACCACCCUAACCCAGUUGCUCCCAGAUCAUACUGCCCCUUAGGACAGGUACACUGGCUACUCUUUCACUUGGCCACAUCCUUGUUUUUACAUCACGUCUCGUCUCAUUCACUAUCUGUGUGCUUUACAACGCUGAGAGCCUAGAAGCUGGCAGGUGGGCACACAACGCCAUUUUUUUUUACCAUGACUCCUAUGUACCUCGAUGCCUUGAGUCUCUGUCCCAAUUUGUUGCGUCGUUCUCAAACAACCUACAGUAGUAAUAUUUAUGUCGGGGUCCUUGCUAUUUAAGCCUAAUGACUCCCCACUAAGGAUGUUACAUCACAUCAUAUAUAGACUUGGACCAACAGGAUUGUUUGGUCACCGUGGUCAGGAUCUGUGCUCUCCAGGGGCCUUAUUUAUCAACUGUGCGUACAUUUCUUACUAAAUUCUGGCAUACCUGGAGAUUGUAGGAUUUCUGGCAUACUUGGAGAUUGAUAAAUCCCACAAACUGUCCCAUGCAACAUAUACGCAUGUUUUCAGUGAUAAAUCAGAACCAAAUGACGUAAUAUUUUUUUAACAAAAACGCCCUCAUUAACUGUAUGAUUUGGAAAUGUUGGAACUGGGCCAUGUCCUUUUCUAAAAGAAAGCUGAAUAGCGAAUUAUAUUACAUUUUUGUAGAGGUGUGGGCAGAGUGUUUUAAUCUUUUGCAGAGACAUUCAACAACAACAAAAAAUGCAUUCUGCCUAUUGCGAGUACCAAACACUGGUCGUGCAUUCUGCAAGAUUGAUUGUCUAUUGAACAAUUUAAAAGUAAAUGUUGCCUACAGCCCACACGAAUUGUUGUUCAAUAUUUUGUUUAUCAAUACAUGAUUGUGUUUCUGAGAUGAAAUAGGCUAUUAUAUCGCGCUCCUAUCACACAGCAAUACUGUAGACUACCCAUACUGUCAUAGGCUACCAGCCUAUUUGCUUUUGAGCAUGGUUGGCUAUUGAAUGAGCAAUGAAUAAAUGGUAGCCAUUAUUAUAAUUCCUGUGCAUCAAACACCUCAAUUUCCCCCAAAAUAACAAUCUUUGCUUGCAAUACAGUUGAAUGACCAUUAGAAGGUGUACCUACGCAUGGUCUGAGAUUUGCGUGGAGAUGCACUUAAAUACCAACCUUUGUGGGAAAACUGGCGCACACAAUGUUUAGUCAUUUUUCUGUGCGCACACACCUUUGAUAAAUGAGGCCCCAGGUCAAAACCUACAAACACUGAUCUGCGUUAUGUACGUUGUACGUUUUCCCCAACAUAUUGAAGAGGAAGGAACCAUUUCAAAAUUAAAGAUAAUGUUUGCAUUUUAUGUUCUGGGCAAGUACUGAGUUUGGGGGGAAAAAUAACUCAUAUUGUAACAUGUUUUAAAGGUAGACUCAGCGAUAUGACGUAGAUGCAGAAAGUGAACGGCAGUGGGUCAAUUUCCUCAACAACUAAGAGCGUUGAAGCGUGAGGCUCAACUUCUCCACUGUUUUGGUCCCUCAGCUACCAUGCUUUGAACAGCGUGAAGCGAACCCGUGCACAUGCGCAGAUAUUGUAUGACUGCAUCUUGCUCAUCUCAAUAUCUGCUGCUCGUGGCAAGAUCAUUUCUCUGAGUCUACCUUUUAAUUUACCGAACCAUAAGGUGAAUGUUGAAGAGAAUCCUAUUGUUUUGAUAGUGGUCAGAUAAAUGUACCAGGAAGUACUGUGAUGCCUGCUAUUUAAACACAACAAGUAUACAUACUAGUUCCAGACCUGGGUCCAAUACUUUCAAAUAUGAAAUAUGAGCUCGAUUUAGAUUGCAUGGUACAACAGAACCUAUGGAAUAGUCCCAUUAUAGUCCCAAACGCCAAGCUAAAUCAAGCCCACCUUAAUUACUUUCAYGUAUUUGACCUAGGUUUGGCUGGUAUACAUGGUACUUUAGGGUUCCUAUUACUAUUGGCAGAAUAGUGAAACAUCUUAAGGUUUUUGUUUUUUUGUGUGUUAAAAAAAAAUUGUGCGCCUAUUCUAAUAUUCUAUUCAAUGGUUCAUACAUAAACUAAUCUCUCCUAUUGUAGGAUCCAUUUAAAGAUAUAAGUAUCAUUAUUCAGAAUCAACCUCAUCACAGAACACAGGGAGCUGGCUCUCUUAUACACUCACUCAGGCUAAUCAACAAUUUUAAUGAAGAUGACAAUUAACAAUGCGGUCAUAAUAUUGAGCACCAUUCCUAUAUAGUUUUCUCAAGACCUUAAAUUCCAUCCGGGACUUUUUAAUCAACUGAAAAGUCCAUCACUUGCAGAAGUUGCAACACCGCUUAACAAUAUCUUUUGAGUGAUUGACUUUUAAUGCUGAUGAUCAACAUCAAAAUGUCAAUCUGUCACGGUGAUCUGUCAAGUAUUUUUUUAUAAUGCUAAUGGCAUACUACUGCUUCCUUAUUUUUMGGGGGGUCAAAGGCCCUUUUUCAGUUUGACUUUGAAAUAACUGUCCAUUAAAGGUUUUUAAUGCUUUAAAUGUAUUUUUUACUGUAACAUGCAUUUGUUUAUAUAGUGCAUAGUUCUAAUUGAUAAAUGAAAUAAAGCUGUGGUGUAUGUAUAUUCAAGUUUAGAGUCUGGGUCUUAAGCACCCAGCUACUGUAUUAUGUGUUGAAGGACACAUUUUUGUGACUAUUUAUAUUUCCUACUGUCUGUGCAUUCAAACCUGACGCAUUUCAGGUGAUGCAAUUUUAGUAUUGUUUGUACCUUUGCAAAAAAACAAUAAUAAAGAAAGUGAUUGAAAAGCACAAAUAUCCUAA